Molecule: messenger RNA, 1035 nt
Organism: Durusdinium trenchii
Lineage: Eukaryota; Dinophyceae; Suessiales; Symbiodiniaceae
Source: the annotation of a GenBank genome assembly
AUGGCUGCUUAUGCAGCGUCCAGGUAUACCAUCCCCUUGGAGCCAUCCAACUCCUUCGAGGGCUCAGGGCCUUCAGGGCCUUCGCCUGGCACCUCCCCACCUGCAGGCAGCAACGACAUGUUUGUCACUAUAGCCGUAAGCCCUAGUGACGAGCAGCAGGAAGAGGAGGUGGCCCGCAUGGAGGAAGAGAAAGGUCCUUCCAAUUCUCGCAUCGGACAGGCCAACGCCGCGCGUGAGUACCUUGAUAAGCACAAUCUGGUGGAGUUCACUCAGCUCUUGGUUCAGAGUGUCAUCAAGGAGCAACCUGAGCGGCCUUACGAGUUCAUGGUGCUGCUCCUCUUCUUUGGACUUCAUAACCAGCACAUCUCUGAGCAGCUCCACAGGGAGGCUGUGGCAGAAUGUCGAGAGGCAAAUGGGCAAAGCCUCCUCUCUCUGCGGGAAGUCUUGCUUUGGUCGCGUCGUCAGCGCGAGAUGGAAUUCAAGGUCUUCCGGCAGAAGUUCAACUUGGUUGAUCCUGGCGAAAAUGGGCGAGUGGAGUUCACAGAUCUCACCCGGCUUGUUGGAUCUCUUGGCGUCACGGUGAGCGAGGCUACAGUCCAAGAGCUGGUGGUGGACAGCAAGGAUGCCUACUUCGGCCUUGGCCGCAGGGAUGGUGCUUUAGACUUUGACGAAUUUGUCAACUUCAUGUUGAAGCUGAGGGCUCGAGAGGGUUUCAGUGUUGGAGAGCUCAAGCAAUUUAAGCAAGUCUUUGACCGCUUCGAUGACAAUAACAACGGAGAGGUCGAAGUGCUCGAGCUUGCGGAUAUGUUCAGGUAUUUAGGCCGCAGCGUGAAGCUUGAUGAGCUACAAGUGAUCAUCAGCCAGGUUGACUUCAAUGGAAGCGGAGCCUUAGAAUUCCAAGAAUUCCUGAGGCUCAUGCGGAUCCAUCGGGAAGAAGAAGUCAGCAAGAUCCGGCAAGUCUACAACAAAUUCUCAGCUGAAGGGCUGCGUCCUUGGUUUUGGAGAGUCACAAGGAGUUCUGGGGUUGGGGACUGA